AAUUUUCUACUGCUAGAAUUCGGCCGUCACACUGAUGCCUUUUCCUCGUCCUCCCUCCCGACCUCCCCCGCCCUAUGACCUUGCUCCGCCGCCGCUCAUCCGCCACCUCCUCCUCCGACCCCUCUGUUGCUACCCUGCUUAGCUCCUGCUGGACCCUCCGCGGCCUCGAGCAGAUUCACGCCCGCAUCAUCCGCGAGGGACUCGAGCAGCACCACCUCCUCGCCACUCGCUUCCUCUCCCUCUGCGACACCCUCGCCGCCCCUGCCUAUGCCACCGCCGCCUUCGCCCGCCUUUCCCGCCCCAACCUCAUCCUCUGGAACGCACUCCUUGCCGCCCACGCCCGCCACUCGACCUUGUCGGCCACCCUCGCCGUCUUCAACCGCCUCCGCUGCUUCUCCCCCCUCCCCCCUGACGCUUUCACCUUCCCCUCCCUCCUCCAAUCCUGCUCCCGCGAGCCCGCUUCCCUCCCCGUCGGCGCCUCCGUCCACGCCGCCGUCAUCCGCUGCGGCCUCGAGGUCGACAUCUUCGUCCGCACUGCGCUCAUCGACUUCUACGGCAAAUGCCACGAGAUCGAGGCCGCCAGGAGGGUCUUUGAUUCUAUGCAACAUCGAAAUGUGGUAUCUUGGACGGCUCUGGUUGUUGGAUAUCUAAAUUUUGGCGAUUUGGGUUCAGCUAGGGCUCUGUUCGAUGAAAUGCCGAAGAAAAAUGUGGUAACUUGGAAUGUCAUGAUUGAUGGGUAUGUCAAGUCUGGAGAUUUGCUUAGUGCUCGCAAGCUUUUUGAUGAGAUGCCCGAAAGGAAUGCAGUCUCCUUUACUUCGUUGAUCAAUGGGUAUGCAAAAGCUGGGGACUUGGCAUCGGCUAGGCUCUUGUUUGAGCAGUCGAAGGACAGGGAUGUUGUCUCAUGGUCAGCAAUGAUCUCAGGAUAUGCCCAGAAUGGCCGCCCUGGUGAGGCGUUGAAGAUCUUUCUCGAGAUGUAUGAUCGGAAAAUCAAACCCGAUGAGUUUGUUGUCGUGGGCUUGAUGUCCGCAUGUUCCCAAUUAGGUAGCCUUACGAUGGCCAAAUGGGUGGAUUCAUACAUUGCCCAUAGCUCAAUCAAUGUCAAAAGGGCCCAUGUCUUGGCUGCAUUGAUAGACAUGAAUGCAAAGUGUGGGAACAUGAAAAGAGCUUCUCUUCUCUUCGAGUCAAUGCCAAGGAGGGACUUGAUCUCGUAUUCUUCAAUGAUGCAAGGGUAUUCUAUUCAUGGGGCUGGAGCCAAGGCGGUGGAUCUCUUCUCUAGGAUGCUUCGAGAAGGGAUUUUGCCUGAUGAGGUUGCGUUCACAGUUGUCCUCACAGCAUGUAGUCAUGCUGGGCUGGUUGAAGAAGGGUAUAAAUAUUUUGAGUUGAUGAAGAAUGACUACAUUGUUGUUCCUUCGCCAGAUCAUUAUGCAUGUGUGGUGGAUCUCCUUGGUCGGGCAGGGAGGUUGGAAGAGGCUUAUGAGUUAAUCAAGUCAAUGCCUGUGGAGCCUCAUGCUGGAGCUUGGGGUGCAUUGCUAGGAGCUUGCAGGCUUCAUUGCAAUAUCAAACUUGGUGAGACUGUGGCAAGGAGACUUUUUGAAAUAGAGCCACAGAAUGCUGGUAAUUAUGUGUUGUUAUCAAAUAUCUAUGCAGCAGCUGAUAGGUGGGCCGAGGUGUCAGAGAUAAGGACUAUAAUGACAGGGAGAGGAAUUAGGAAGAUUCCUGGUUGUACUUGGAUUUAGAAAGAAGCAUAUUCUUGGUAUGAUCCUAUUAUUGACAGAACAUGCAAAUCUUGCUGCUGAUCUGUGGUCUGAAGAGCUUGCAUAACCUAUUUAGAUGCUUAUAAGGCAACAUUCAGAGAUCUCAGUUCAAAAAGCGAUUGCAGCAGUGGCAACAGAAAUUUUGGAGCAUCAUGCUAUUACCAUUACCUGAAUGAUUGGAGUUUGUUAUAUUUAUUGGCAUUGUGCCCUUGCCAUUACCUGGAUAAUUGGAGAUUGUUAUAUUUAUUGGACAACAGGCCCUGUUAUUCCCUGUUCUAGUGAUAAGAUAAAGAAUCCACCAAGGGAAGUUAAGGAUGAUGGCUUCGGGGUUAUAUUGAAUCUAAGUCUCCUGAACAGUGAACCUCUUUGUAUUUAUAUGACAAUUGGCCUUGUCAAUGAGAUUUCUUUGCUCCACCAAAGCAAUGAAAAACGAUGGCUGCUGGGAAUCUGUUGAUUCUAGUUUGCUGCCUGAUUUUGCACUCAUGAAAAGAGUUUGAUUGUGAGCAUAUCUAUGUACUAGAUUUGAUGAUAUGCAUCUUUUCCUCACAAUCCAGUAUCACAAAUACAAUACCAAUCAAUUGGAGACAUUUACUUCUAUCAAUCAAAGACAAAAGUGAAGCCACCCAUGCUUCACUGGACAUGAUUUUUGGGUGCAAUGUGAGAACUUGAUGCAUAUGUUCCAUUUUGGCAAUUCCAACAGAGAACCUAGUGAUAUUUUCAACCAACAGUAUUGUAGACAGAGGACAGAAUGGCACGUUAGCUACAGCUGGAACUGUGAAGAGAGAUUUGGAACAGAGUAGUAUGGCUUUGUACUUUAGAAAGAACAUAAUUUCUAUUGGUUUCCAUGCUAUCCUGCAGCAGUAUCAAUACUCAUAAAUUUUGAUUACUGUAUCCAAUUCAACAGCAGGCAUUCUUGUUUUAAGGAAAUAGUGCCUUUUUCCCAUUGAAACAGAAAGAAACAAUGGGUAAGGGGAGUUAUGAAUGUGAAUUUUCUCAAAAAACAGUAUUAUGAAUAUGAAACUUGAGAUUUUUCUGUU
Phoenix dactylifera (date palm) is the source of this 2791-nucleotide messenger RNA. RefSeq names its product Pentatricopeptide repeat (PPR-like) superfamily protein. Lineage: Eukaryota; Viridiplantae; Streptophyta; Magnoliopsida; Arecales; Arecaceae. The record is from RefSeq and is a predicted model, not a curated record. Gene Ontology annotation, molecular function: protein binding; RNA binding. Gene Ontology annotation, biological process: RNA modification.